Messenger RNA from Metopolophium dirhodum (rose-grain aphid), 799 nucleotides. RefSeq lists its product as uncharacterized. NCBI's taxonomy places the organism in Eukaryota, Metazoa, Arthropoda, Insecta, Hemiptera, Aphididae. The record is from RefSeq and is a predicted model, not a curated record. The coding region runs from base 47 to 544 and encodes 165 amino acids. The transcript has 2 exons.
AAAAACAUUAAAAAUAUUUUUUCCAAAAUUAAUUCAUAUCACAUGUAUGGCACACGCAGUUAAUAGAGUUCUAGAGAAAAUUCGAGAAUUGUAUCCUGGUAUAAAUAAAUUAAUUAACAAUGGAAAAAAAGCUUUCCUAAAAGCACCAUCGAGAAUAAAUAAAUACAGAAAAGAAAUGCCGGGUAUACCUUUACCACCCGAACCUAUUAUUACAAGAUGGGGAACAUGGUUAAACGCUGCACUUUUCUAUGCAAAUAAUUUUGAAAAGUUUAAAAACGUGAUUGAAAGUUUAACAGAUGAUGCUUUAAGUGUCGAAAAGCUGAAACUGCUUGUACAAGAUAAUGCAGUCAAAUGUGGUUUAGCAUUCAUAAAAUUACACUUAUCUGAGUUAUGCACGAAUCUCAAAAAUUUGGAAGAAUCUAAUAGUGAACUACUGAAAAGUAUGGAUAUUUUUAGAAAAAUUGAAGAUAUUUUAACAAAUAUUCCUGGUCCAGAAGGUGAAAAAAUUAAGGAAAAAUGUAUGUAUGUAAUUGAAAAAAAAUGAAGGGUAUAAAACUUUAAAGUGUUACUAUGAAGUCAUGUCAGGUAAAGCAAAUGUUAAUUUAGAUAUAACGCCUACUUUCUUAAAUUGUUUUAAAUAUGCACCAAUAACGAGUGUUGACGUAGAACGUAGUUUCUCGUUGUACAAACAUAUUUUAACUAAUAGAAGAUUUAAUUUUAAUGAAAAUAAUUUAGAAAUGUAUUUAAUCAUCAAUUUUAAUUCAAAAAUGUAAAAUUAAUAUUAAAUGUAAUUAAUGUA